Molecule: messenger RNA, 2895 nt
Organism: Nycticebus coucang (slow loris)
Lineage: Eukaryota; Metazoa; Chordata; Mammalia; Primates; Lorisidae
Gene: CEP85L
Product: centrosomal protein 85 like
Exons: 13
Coding region: 354-2774 (806 amino acids)
Cellular component (GO): centrosome
Source: RefSeq, a predicted model, not a curated record
AGAGAACCCGCCGCUGCAACUUCGCCUCUAGAGCUUUUGAAGAGCCUGUGCUCAGCCGGGAUUCGAGCUGCCGUCACCGCCUAGCCGCCGCUUCCCCGGCUGGGGCCUUAGCCCAGCCGGCUUGGCCAUGGCAGCCGCCGCCUUUGCGGCGAAUCUAGAUCCUGCGCUCUCGUCCGGUCGCUGAGCAGCCGUUAACCAGCCUGCCCACCCGCCCGCCUUUCCUCCUGCCGGUGCCGCCGAGGCCCAGGCUCCGCACACCAAGUUUCCGCCGCCGAAGAAGCCCGAGGCGAAGGCAAGGGAGGACCGACUUGGGGAGUCGGGCGCCCCCGGCCCACUCAGCCCUCUGGUCGGCGAUGUGGGGGCGCUUCCUGGCCCCGGAGGCCGGCGGCCGGGACAGCCCCGGUGGAGCCCGCAGCUUCCCGGCCGGCCCAGAUUAUUCAUCAGCAUGGUUACCUGCUAAUGAAUCAUUGUGGCAGGCCACAACUAUUCCAUCUAACCAUCGAAAUAACCAUAUCAGGAGACAUAGUAUAGCUUCUGACAGUGGAGACACCGGCAUUGGAACUUCCUGUUCUGACAGUGUGGAAGAUCAUUCAACUUCAAGUGGCACAUUAUCUUUUAAGCCUAGUCGAUCAUUGAUUACUCUUCCUACUGCUCAUGUGAUGCCAUCUAAUUCCAGCGCUUCAAUUUCUAAACAUAGGGAAUCCUUGGCAUCACAUGGCUCAACAUGGAGUACAAACCUCCUGCAGUCACUGGGGAGCCACAGUAGAGGGGAGCAGGACUCAUCACUGGACAUGAAGGACUUCCGGCCCCUUCGGAAAUGGUCAUCUUUAUCCAAACUCAUUACCCCCGAUAACUGCAGCCAGGGUGGCCCUGCACACUCAGAGGAGUCAAGCAAUGGUUUGGAAAAGACAGGGAGGGGCAAGGCUUUAAUAUCACAGCUAAGGACAGUUGGGCCUAGCUGCUUACAUGAUAGUAUGGAGAUGCUUAAGUUAGAGGACAAGGAAAUAAAUAAGAAGGGGUCAUCAACUCUGGACUGCAAGUACAAAUUUGAGAGCUGCAGCAAAGAGGACUUCAGAGCCUCUUCCUCUACUCUUAGGAGACAGGCCUUAGAUAUGACAUAUAGUGCCUUACCUGAAAGCAAGCCCAUUGUGAGGAACUCAGAGGGUUUUGAAUCUCCAAAAUACUUAAUGCUUGGUCAACAGGCAGUAGAUGGAGUUCCCAUUCAGCCCUCUGUAAGGACUCAGAUGUGGCUUACGGAACAGUUGCGGACAAACCCUUUGGAAGGUAGAACUACAGAAGAUUCUUACAGUUUAACUCCUUGGCAACAACAACAAAUCGAAGAGUUUCGACAAGGAACUGAAGCACCAACGCAGGUUUUGACUGGAUCGUCUCGUCAAAGUUAUUCACCUUCUGGCUAUCAGGAUUUCAGUAAGUGGGAAUCAAUGUUGAAAAUAAAAGAAGGACUUCUAAGGCAGAAAGAAAUUGUAAUUGAUCGGCAGAAGCAACAAAUUACCCACCUACAUGAGAGGAUACGGGAUAAUGAAUUACGGGCACAACAUGCCAUGUUAGGACACUAUGUAAAUUGUGAUGAUUCUUACGUGGCUAGUUUGCAGCCACAAUAUGAGAACACCCCACUCCAGUCUCCAUUUUCAGAGGAAUCAGCAUCUCAUUCUCAGCAAGAAGAACUUGAGCAAAAGCUUGCAUCUACUGAGAAAGAAGUUUUACAGCUCAAUGAGUUUCUCAAACAAAAAAUAAGCCAAUUUACUGAAGAGAAGAAGAAAUUGGAGGAAAAGCUUAAAACCAGAGAUAGAUACAUCAAUAGCCUGAAAAAGAAAUGCCAGAAGGAAUCUGAACAAAAUAAAGAAAAGCAGAGAAGAAUUGAGACCUUGGAAAAGUAUCUGGCUGAUCUUCCAACUCUAGAUGAUGUACAGAAUCAGAGUCUACAGUUGCAGGUUCUAGAAGAAAAAAAUAAGAAUUUGCAAGAGACUUUGAUCACUACAGAAAAAAAGCUUGAAGAGAUCAAAAAACAAUGUCAAGAUAAAGAGGCACAGUUAAUAUGCCAGAAAAAGAGAGAAAAAGAGUUAGUAACUACUGUUCAGAGUUUGCAACAAAAAGUAGAAAGAUGUCUUGAAGAUGGAAUUCGCCUCCCCAUAUUAGAUGCAAAACAGCUUCAGAAUGAAAAUGAUAAUCUCAGAGAACAAAACGAGACUGCUUGUAAGAUAAUAGACAGUCAACAAGGGGAGAUUGACAGAAUGACUUUAGAAAUUCAGUCUAUGCAAGGGAAACUUUCUAAAGAGAAAUUGACCGCUCAAAAUAUGAUGGAGGACCUGGAAAAGAAAGAAAGAAGCCUACAGAGAUUAACGAAAGCAUUGCUUGAAAACCAAAGACAAACAGAAGAGAUAUGCUCUUUAAUGGAUCAGGGCCAGGAAGCAGACCCAUCUAGGCAGCAGACACUUCUUUCCAAACGGCCUCUGUUUGAUUUGGCUGUGAUUGAUCAACUGUUCAAGGAAAUGUCCUAUUGUUUGUUUGACUUGAAAGCAUUGUGUAGUAUUCUUAAUCAGCGUGCUCAGGGCAAGGAGCCUAAUCUUUCAUUAUUACUGGGAAUCAGAUCAAUGAACUGUUCAGCUGAGGAGACCGAGAAUGAUCAUAGCCAAGAAACACUCAGUAAAAAAUUGUCGGAGGUGUGCCAGUUACGGAAGGACAUUGACGAGUUAAGGACUACCAUAUCAGACCGCUAUGCUCAGGACAUGGGAGACAACUGCGUGACCCAGUGAUGGAGUGUAGGCCCCACAGCAAUAAUGACCUAGUGUUAAAUGCUGCUGUGUGACGGUUCUUCGUAUUUCUCUGUAGGAGCCAUAAUGGAAAGUAGCAAGUGACAUAUGGCUUGCUCAUAGG